This is a messenger RNA of Elaeis guineensis (African oil palm), 1306 nucleotides long. RefSeq names its product folate-binding protein 1. The record is from RefSeq and is a predicted model, not a curated record. Lineage: Eukaryota; Viridiplantae; Streptophyta; Magnoliopsida; Arecales; Arecaceae.
UGUCACAAACGAACAUGUAGUACCGGAUAUGCAAUCUGCGUGCGGUAGCCGACGCCGUCGCUGUCUAGUCCUAUUUUGAUCAACCCUUUGAUUCGGCGUUGUGUCCGUCGCUUCGCCAAGAACCAGCAGCCAAUGCCCAGAGAAGGCGAGCAAAAGAGGAUUUAGACGAGGGAGGAUCUUGUAGGCUCUAUGCGGGAGAUGGGCUGCCAAAUUUCGUCGCUGCUGCUGCUCUUCUUCAACUUUCUAAUUCCGACCUUCGCCGGUCAGUCAAGUGGAGUAUGUAUUUCUCCUGGUGGCCGCUUCCCUGCAUUUUCUUCUGAAGGGAAGCCUCCUAGGAAAGUAUCCAGGGGACCCAGAGAUCUGGCACUCUGCAGGGUCUUCCGCCAAAGUACAUGUUGUGAUGUGGCUCAGACAUACUCUGCUUUGCUAGCAGUAAGAAAGCUAGCUUCAUUUGGAGAAGGCAGCCAAGAAUGCUUGCAUCUGUGGGAAUUGUUGGAGUGCUCUAUUUGUGAUCCACGUGUUGGCAUUCAGCCAGGGCCACCUUUGAUUUGCGCCUCUUUCUGUGAUAUGGUUUUAGAGGCAUGCUCAAAUGCUUAUUUCUCUAUUAAUGCAAAAACCCAGGUUUUGUCUCCUUGUGGCUUAAGCGACAUUGUUUGUGGUAGAGCAAGUGAAUGGGCCUCUAAUGGUACAGAGCUCUGCCAACUUGCAGGUUUCUCUGUGCAACCAGCCAGGGUCAGCUUUCAAGAUGUUGAUGAGCCUUUUUGCUAUGGUGGGAAAGCAAGCUUAGAAUCGAUUGCUGAUUCAUGGAGGGAUCUGCAAUCUAGUUCCCCUGGAAAGACCAAGAACUCUAGGGCACUUGAAGAUUUUCAGCAAUGGGUGGGGGAAGUGCCAAUUAGUGUAAUGAUCUCUUGGGCGGUUGGAGGAUUGGUGCUUACCGCAGGGCUUCUAUUCAUAAGAAAAAGGGAGAGCUACAGCCAUCGCCAAAAGCAAGCAGCUAUUCUACGCACUGCUAGAAAGCUAGAAGCGAGGAUCAACCAGCAGCCCCUCAAUAGACGGAGAUAGGGAGUUGCCAGAUUAAUCUGCUCUUUAAUGCAUAAUACCUAUUUUGUCAUGUCAUUUAGCAGAUUCCUCUAUUGUUUUAUGCUGAAUGUUUUGUAACUGUGAGCUUAUUUUCCUUUUUCUUUGGCAAACUUUCUGCUGCAUAUUGCUUACUGCUUGGCAAGUAUUUGGUGCAUUUGUAUCGUUUUCGCCCACCACAUGAUGGUCCUAAUCGAUCUUGAAUGGAUUUUCAGUACUGUAGACAUUC